UUGGCCUCCGCCUGCUUCCUUUCCUAGCUCAAAUGUACGGGGAGGGGAAUGGGGUGUGCAGCUUGCGAAAGAGAAGCUUUUAACAGAGAGGAACGUCUCGAUCCAAAAACCAAGUUAAAAGUUUUCUGCUGGAGAAGACGGGGGCCUCGAGUGGGCGGGGGCAGAGAAUGGGCAUGCAAAAAAGGCAGAGGAAAUGAAGUCCAGAUGAGCCUCAUUUGCUGCCUAGAAAAGGCUUUGCAGCUCCCCGUCCACAAGAAGGAGAAUGCAUUUUUGUUCGUUGCGGCAAAGGGCGGGUCUUGGAUUCCAACGGUGCAGGGUGACGUGUACGGACACGGCGGGCUGCAACUGCGUGGGUGGCUUCUGUUGCUUUUGCAGAGCACGCCCAGCUCCCCUAUUCUCAGAUGCUCUGAGCUUUCUGGAAGGUGAUCAGCUCUCUGCUUGCUCCUUGGCUCUCUCGGACUCUUCGCCAUGUUCCUCGCUCAGGCUUUGAUUGAUGCCGCCACUGGUAGCGGCGGCCGGGGUGGCGGCGGCGGCGGUGCUGGAGGAGCCAUUGUGAGAGGCCUUGGAGGACUCUUGGAGGGGAAAGGAGGUGGCGGCAGCAGUGCCGGGAAAGCCAUUGGAGGCCUCUUGUCGGCGGCAGGGGGAGGUGGUGGUGGCGGCGGCAGUGCCGGGAGAGCCAUUGGAGGCCUCUUGUCGGCGGCAGGUGGAGGAGGGAGUGGUGGCAGUGCUGGGAGAGCCCUUGGUGGACUCCUGUCCGGAGGCGGCGGUGGGAAAACCGCCGGGAAUGUUCUUGGGCUGCUAGGAGGGCUUGUGAACAUCAUCAGCGAGGCGGCCGCUCAGUACACCCCGGAGCCGCCUCCAACCCCCCGCAGCCACUUUGCCAACGUGGAAGCCAACGAGAGCGAGGAGCUCCGCCAGUUCCGACGGCUCUUCGCCCAGCUGGCCGGCGACGACAUGGAGGUCUGCCCCACCGAGCUGAUGAACAUCCUCAACAAGGUGGUGGCCAGGCACCAGGACCUGAGGUCGGACGGCUUCAGCCUGGACACGUGCCGCAGCAUGGUCUCCGUCAUGGACAGUGACACCACCGGCAAGCUGGACUUCUACCAGUUCAAGUACCUGUGGGGCAACAUCAAGAAGUGGCAGUGUGUCUUCAAGCAGCACGUCGGCCCGUCAGGGACUCUGGAGAUGGCCCGCAUCCCUGCCGCUUUCAAGGCCGCGGGGUUCAACCUGCACGAGCAGCUGUACGCGCUGAUCAUCCGGCGAUACGCCGAGGAAGACGGCACCAUGGAUUUCAACAACUUCAUCAGCUGCUUGGUCCGCCUGGAUGGCAUGUUCCGGGCCUUCAAGUCCCUGGACCGGGCUGGAGACGGGAAGGUCCAGAUGAACCUUCAAGACUGGCUCCAGCUGACCAUGUACUCUUGAGACUGAACUAGGGGUGGGGAAAUUGCGUGCAUUGCUUGUUAGCCUAGAACGGCAAGUGUUUGCUGUUUAGUUAGAUAGCUGGAUCUGCUUGCUUUCUUAUGAUGAGACCAGCUCUGCCCCACAGCUACUCCUCGGGUGGUUUGGUGGGGUGGCAGUGGGAAAGGAGAGAUGGGGAAGGUAUAAACACAUGGCAUUUCUGCAAUAUGUACCUUCUUGCUCGAAGUGUCUUUGGCAUGUCAAAAAUCACCCAUGCAUAGAAGUUUUUGUACUGCUUUGAGGACCUUGUCUCUUUUUGCAUGCUGGACUGUCCAGAUACAUUUUAGGGGUGCAGAAAGCACGGGCAGAAAUGUUAUUUGGACAGACUGCUGUGCUGCAUUGCAGGGUGGCUUUUCUUCCUUGAGUUUAAAUUGUAUCUGAACUGCAGGGGGGAGAUGAAUUUCAGGCUGAGCAAGGUUUCCUUGGUAGGUGCUAUUAGCUAUUUCCAGCUUUUUGCCGAAGGGCAGGUUUGAAUCGCAAGCACUAGCAAAACAGACAUUCUACUCCUUUCUGAGCAUGAAGGAAUUCAAACAAGAGAAAAAUAAAACUUGGAUCACAUAAGCCUGA
Messenger RNA from Hemicordylus capensis (graceful crag lizard), 2025 nucleotides. It is a transcript of the gene CAPNS2, whose product is annotated as calpain small subunit 2. The record is from RefSeq and is a predicted model, not a curated record. Lineage: Eukaryota; Metazoa; Chordata; Lepidosauria; Squamata; Cordylidae. Bases 469 to 1422 code for a protein of 317 amino acids. The transcript has a single exon.